Molecule: messenger RNA, 543 nt
Organism: Adineta ricciae
Lineage: Eukaryota; Metazoa; Rotifera; Eurotatoria; Adinetida; Adinetidae
Source: the annotation of a GenBank genome assembly
AUGCUAACAAAUAGAUGGUCUGUUGCAGUGUUACAAUUGUUUAUAUGCGCACUUAUCAACAAGACGAAUGGUCAAACAUUACCAACUGUAUCAUGCCAACCAGUUUUGAGCAACUAUUUUGACUAUUUAACUACGUCACAUCCUGGCACAGUUCGUUCUUUAACUAUUCAAGCAACAUUCAUAUUAGAAAAUAGAUAUGUUGCGUAUUAUAUCGGAUCUCUUGCUUACGCUGCCGCAAUUGAUUCAUUAAAUGGUACGGUAACCGUAUCAUUUAGUGAUCGAACAUGGACGCCAUCGUGUGGUACUGGUUUGUUAUUUUGUCCUUCUCAAAAUUUCAACUAUAAAAAUACGGACAUACAAACCAUUUCGAUCACCAGAACAGGUGCUAUUCAAUAUAUACUAAAUAGUUGGGGCAAUGCAAAAUCCGCAGAUAAAUUACAGUGUUUCGGUGUCAACGAACCUCUUUAUACGGCGCCAACAGUACAAUCAGCAUCUAUGUUCAUUAUGACAUUACAAAAACAAGAAUACGCUAUACCACGAUGA